AUGACGGUGUCUUCAGACCCCAACGAUGGCGAUAGCUCGAGCAGAGCUUUGGGGGUAUCCGGCGCUGGAAAUUACAGCAUCUAUGCCAGCUCAUCAGGUCAACGUCCAGGAGACAACAUCCAGAUCCUGGCAGCAGGAACAAACCUGGAUAAGUUUGUAGCUGGCUUGAACCCCAGCAAAGUCAUCAUCUUAUCCGAAGCCCCAAACCCAACUGCCAGUUUCGACGGUUCUGACGAGACCAUAAAAUGGUUCCAGAACAUUGAUCCGAGCGCCAGUGGCUCCGUCACCGUCGAUGGUUUAAAGAACAUUGAAAGCUUUCAAUUCUCCCUCUCCCAGCCCUGGCCCCUUGAGUUUAGCUCUGCCAGCGAUGUUCUACUCUUUACAUUCGGCUCAACCGGCCUUCUCGGCAGUGAUGAGACUGGAUCGCGCAUUGAAGCGCCUGGUAUUGACCCGACCGGCAACAUGCUGAUUUGCGGUCUUGACUUUGCCAACAUGAAAGACAUCACCGGUAUCAGAGUCAAAGACGUCUUCACGAAUGCCAACCAAGAAGGCAUGACGGAGUUCAUCCCUCUUGCAGUCCUCGCCCUCGAGGUGACGCUGAGCAAACCACCAGAGAAUGCAAAGCCCAUGAGGAACGCCCUAUGGUUUGUUCCGUCGGCGGAGAAGCGGCUUGAGACUCGUCUCCAGUUCCAGCUCUCAGACUUCGAUGCAUUGCAGGAGCUUUUCUCAAUUGCCCUUAAAGGUCUCGUUAUUGAUAGCGCAGAUGUCGUGUACAAAAACAAAAUGCAAUUGGGCGUUACGGAAAAUGGCGAGAUGCCUCUCUUCGCUGGUCAAGUGACCUUUAGCAUCGAAUGCUCCCUGAACAGUGCUGGGAGUACAGUCUCUAUGCUCGCUGGCGUUGAGUUUACCGCUACCACGAUUGACUUUACCUUCAUGUUCCUAUCCGCAGACCCUCUUCCUGGAAUACUCCAAUGGCUAGCUAGCCUCACCAACGAUGAGGAAGUUGAGACGGUUGUCAAUGAGAUUCUUGGUAAGACCAAGGAAGAAGAGGUUCUGGAUGCUGUGAACCUGCGAAGAUUGCGCAUUGGGCUUGAUACAAGAAAGGAUCCACAGAAUCCUAGACUCGGUUCAUUUUCUUUUGACAUUGAAGUUACUGCCAACUUUGGUCGUGGAGAGAGCAAUGACACUCCUGUUUUCCUGAUCACGUAUAACUGGAAUCGUUCUAUCGGUACCUAUGGUACUCUGUCCGGACAGCUGUGGAACAACUUUGACGCAUCUGAUGACCUCGACUUGGAACCAGAGGGUGAGAAGUGGGCUAUCUUGAAGCCACUGACUGCUUCACCUGCGUCUUCCAUUGAUAUCGCCACCUUGGUUCCAGGCCAGACAGUGGUCGAUAUCCCCGACACACUACCCUCUCAGAUAACCCUUGCAUCCAUUGAGUUAUCCCAAGAAUCAUUCUCCCUUCGUUGCCAAGCCACUGCAAACCCUCCAACUCCAGGCUCAGCUCCCCAGCCCUAUCUCGGCGAGGUUGUUCUCGCCAUCUACUUCAAUUGGGGUAGCAGCUCAGUCUUCACCUUUGACGUCGGGAUAUCCGUCCUGAUUGAUCCACCAGAGGGUUCUGAGUUUGAUCUCCCCGCUGCAUUUGUUGGAACUCUCGGCUAUGACUCCUCUAAGAAGUCUUGGGAGCUUACGGCCGCUAUCAAUGGCUUGUAUGCAGCAGCUCUAACCGAGUUCUUCCACGAUGAUGAGAAGGACCAUGUUGGGCCGCUGAUCAAUUCCAUUGCCAUCAACACUUUGUCUGUCCAUUAUACGUACGAAAAGCAGAGUGUUGGAAAUAAUACCAAGUCGGUGGGAAGCACGUUCACCAUCUCUGGUGACUUGGUCAUUGCGGGGCUUAGAUUGAACCUCGACUUCAAUUACACGUCUAGUGGCUUUAACUUCUCGGCGGCACUGAACCCAGCUGACAGGAAUGCCACUAUCGGAGAUAUACUCACCGACCUUCUCGGUUCUUCAUUUGACAUACCUGACUUUGUCUAUGACACUCUGAUAGUCGGCGACAACAAGGACGCGUUCUCUAUUGAUAUCCAGAAGAUGAAAGACGCCGUCUCCGGCAUCGAGUCAUUCCAAUUCCUGGCCACUCUCAACAUUGGACAACUCCAGUUCCUAUUCUCCCAACUCCAUAGCACAGAAUGGGGUCCCAAAGAUCCGUCCAAGAGACUGUUUAAAGCAGCCAUCAAUGGCUUUGGUAACAUGGAACUUGAGAUACCUCUUGUGGGCACACUGUACCAGCCACUUGAUGAGCUAUACUUCCUCUUUGUCCAGGAUCCCAAGCCGCCAGCUCGUCCUGGACAAAUCACAGGCCUGACGCGGGAGGAUAUGGGUCUCCUCAACACCGGCGUGAUGCAAAAGGAUCCGCUGCUUGUUGCUGACAAGAUCAAGCCUGAUCAGGCUAAAUCAACUGACCUUCUUGUGCCAUCAGGAUGUCACUUCGCUGUCAUCAUACGUAACGUCGCUAAGGGUGAGCGCGCGUGUCUACUAAGCUACGGCUUUAUGAAGCCCAAGCCUUCAUCAUCUCAAGCACUGGCCUCUAGCGCCGAGGAAAAGAGCAGAAGACGCACCGAGGAGGAGAUGGACGACGGAGGUCCUAGUGCCCAAGCACCAUUCAAGAAAGACACGGGGCCUAUAGCCAUCAGCAACGUCAGUCUGAAAUACAAGGCAAAGACCCUGUCCAUCACCUUUGACGCGACAUUCCAGCUUGGACCGAUUGGGUUCUCUCUUCUCGGCUUCACACUCAACUCCCGAUUCAAGAGCCUAGAUGAGCUGCCAGCAAUUAGCGUCAACAUUGACGGACUAGCAGCGUCUUUUGACCGACGUCCAUUGACAAUCGCUGGCAUCAUCGUCCACGGCAAUGACGGCGCCAUGGAUUACUAUGCUGGCGGUCUUAUCAUCGGCUUCCGUCCCUACCAGUUCCAAGCAGCUGGCUUCUACGGAGUAAUCACUCUCGCAAACAGCAACAGCUUCCAGAGCGUGUUUGUCUUCGCAAAGCUCAACGGCCCACUCAUGACACUUGCCUUUGCUGAGAUCAGUGGUAUCUGCGGUGGCUUUGGCUACAACAGUAGCGUCCGUUUGCCUUCUAUAGACCAAGUCUCGGAUUUCCCCUUCAUCAACAGCAGCAGUUUGAGUAAUAACGACAAUGCUCAACAAGUCCUUAUGGAGCUUGUCAGUCCUACAGGCGGCGGGUGGUUCCAGCCACUUGACAGCACCUACUGGGGUGCCAUUGGUAUGAAACUCUCUGCAUUCCGUAUGCUGAGCGUUGAUGCUGUGGUUGCUGUGCAGUUCGGUGACUCGGUGAAGUUGGGAAUUUUCGCAGUAGCGACUUGUGACAUUCCUUCAUCCAAUUCGCGACUUAAGCUUGCCCAUGCUGAGUUGGGUAUCGCCGCUGUCUUGGACUUUGACUAUGGCUUCCUCAAGAUCGAGGCGCAGCUAUCACCUCGCUCUUACAUCCUUAGCCCCAACUGCCAUCUGACUGGCGGUUUUGCGCUCUGCUACUGGUUCGAUGCGCCUCUCGCGGACAGAGCCAGAAUCGGGGACUUUGUCUUCACCUUGGGCGGGUACCACCAAGCUUUCCGCGUGCCCGUUGGCUAUCCUAACCCCCCUCGGCUGGGUAUUAGCUGGGACUUGGGCGGUGGCUUGUCGAUCUCUGGAGAGGCAUAUUUCGCCAUCACUACCAAGGCAUGCAUGGCUGGUGGCCGUCUCCAUGCUGCGUUUAAAGCAGGACCUCUGUCUGCAUGGUUUGACGCCUUUGCCAAUUUUCUUAUCAAUUACCGACCCUUCUACUUUGACAUGUCAGCUGGUGUCUCUGUCGGAGUCGGGUUCAGCAUCGACUUCUGGUUCAUCCAUAUUCGCAUCUCAGUCCAAAUCGGUGCUGAACUGUAUCUUUGGGGCCCGCCUGUCGCUGGUCGCGUUCACGUUGACUUCUGGAUCGUUGCUUUCGAUAUCAAUUUUGGCGAUCACCAUCCCAAGAUCGACCCUGUCAGCUUGUCCGACUUCUAUGAGCUUGUACUGCAAGACUCGCCUGCAUCUUCCUUUGCAUCUGCCACUUCCCUCAUCACGGGCAAACAGCGACAGGAGCCCAUUGCAGCGUCGACAUCUACCAAACCCAAGAAUGAAGCACACAACUUCCUUGCUGAGUCUGGGCUCCUGAACCCUGAUGAUCAGCCCGAGAAGGGACAGAACGACCCUUGGACUGUCCGAGCUGGCACAUUUGUGUUUGUGGCUGAGUGUAAGAUGGCCAUAAACGGUGUUUCAACAAAUAAUAGCUGGGAUCCAAUCUUGCAGGGCAAUGAUGUUUUCAGCAAGCCGAUGAGUAUGACAACGCCCAUGUCUUCAAUUUUACAGAUCCAAAUAGUCCAUGAGGACGGAAGCAACCCUGAGGAGGAUUGGCAAUUCGAGAGAUAUACUCAGAUGCUUCCAAGCGCUCUGUGGGCAAAAUAUGACCGCCGAACUGAUCCACGCCAGAGUGGAAACAACGUCGGUGAUUUGCUCAACACCAACAACGGCAGCCCCUCUCUCAUGACAGGCGUAAGAGUCACUGCACCCAAACCUACCAUGUCCCCAGACCCAUUCCCACCCUACAAGGUUGCGGAUGCAGACCUCCAGGAGCUAACUGCCGAACGGAGCUUCCCUGGUAUGGUUACGGCGGAGGAUGCAUGGGCUCCAGUCAAGCCGAAUGACGAUAUUAAGCAGAGAUAUGAAGACGUUCAUGAUGCUUGGGUAAGUCCUGCACUGGAAGAAAAGAGCCAGCAAGACUUUGUGGGCGCCUUGGCUCAGAGUUUGGGUUGGGGUGAUGUAAGCCAGCUGAAGAGCAUUGCUGCAAUUCCGGAGAGAUUGAAGAGGGGAUUUAUGAAUAUGUAUGUCGCGUCUCCGUUGUUGACUGCGUGA
Messenger RNA from Fusarium tjaetaba, 4941 nucleotides. RefSeq lists its product as uncharacterized. The coding region runs from base 1 to 4941 and encodes 1646 amino acids. The transcript has 3 exons. Lineage: Eukaryota; Fungi; Ascomycota; Sordariomycetes; Hypocreales; Nectriaceae. The record is from RefSeq and is a predicted model, not a curated record.